Molecule: messenger RNA, 1129 nt
Organism: Punctularia strigosozonata HHB-11173 SS5
Lineage: Eukaryota; Fungi; Basidiomycota; Agaricomycetes; Corticiales; Punctulariaceae
Product: NAD(P)-binding protein
Exons: 14
Coding region: 20-1048 (342 amino acids)
Molecular function (GO): oxidoreductase activity, acting on the CH-CH group of donors, NAD or NADP as acceptor
Source: RefSeq, a predicted model, not a curated record
GCGUUGAUUUUUGGGUAUCAUGGCUCCUAUCACCAAUCGACGCGUGCUUUUCAACGAGAUCCCUACCGGGUACCCCGAUCCAGAAAAGACCGUAGCCUACGAUGAAAGCCAAGUUAUCGACGUUGAUGGCCUUCCUCUUGAAAAGGGUGCUUUCAUCUUAAAGACGCUCGUUCUUUCCAUCGAUCCAUACUUGCGCGGCAGGAUGCGCGAUGCGUCCAAAGAAAGCUACUCUCCGGCUUUCCGCAUCGGGGAACCCAUCUCCAACUUCGGGGUCGGUGUAGUAGUGCGCUCAGAGAACCCUGAAGUGCAGGUGGGCGAUCACUUGUAUGGCUUCUACACAUUUGAGGAAUACAUCGUUCGGAAUGAUGCUUCGUCCUUCAAGAAGAUCAAGGGUGAAGUCUCUUGGUCCGCCUUCGUCGGCGUUGCUGGAAUGCCCGGUAAGACUGCGUACUACGGGUACAAGGAAUUUUACACGCCGAAGAAGGGUGAUGUUGCAUUUGUAUCUGGAGGUGCAGGCCCCGUUGGUUCCUUCGUUGCGCAGCUCGCAAAACUCGACGGAUUAAAGGUUAUUGCUUCUGCUGGAUCGGACGAGAAAGUCAACUUCCUGAAGGAGAUUGGAGUCGACGUCGCGUUCAACUAUAAGACUACCUCCACGAAGGAUGUUUUGACCAAGGAAGGUCCCAUCAACCUUUACUGGGACAAUGUAGGAGGCGAGACACUGGAAGCCGCUUUUGAGGCCGCAGCCCUGAAUGCCACCUUUAUUGAAUGCGGGAUGAUCUCCGCGUAUAACGGGGAAUCGUAUCCAGUGAAGAACCUUUUCCAAAUCAUAGCCAAGAGGUUGCGCAUCUUUGGUCUACUCGUAGGGGACCUCGAAGAGAAAUAUCACGAGGAAUUCUAUCACGACGUAGUUCCUGGCUUGAUCGGAGGCGGGAAGAUAAAAUAUACCGAGGAUAUCCGUGAGGGAUUACAUACCACUGGUCAAGGCAUAUAUGAUGUUCAGACGGGAGGGAACACAGCCAAGUUGGUAAUCAGAGUUGCAAAGGAUUGAAUAUGGAUUGCGAAAGACCCCACCGUGUACGAUUAUUCAUAUGCAUGACAAUGAGGCCAUGGACCGGCCACUCGCUUUUGG